Molecule: messenger RNA, 6946 nt
Organism: Ictalurus punctatus (channel catfish)
Lineage: Eukaryota; Metazoa; Chordata; Actinopteri; Siluriformes; Ictaluridae
Gene: frmpd1a
Product: FERM and PDZ domain-containing protein 1
Exons: 16
Coding region: 300-5372 (1690 amino acids)
Cellular component (GO): cytoskeleton
Molecular function (GO): protein binding
Source: RefSeq, a predicted model, not a curated record
CUUAUUCUUAUUCCACAGUUCCGACACAAAAUGGAGGAACGAAUCACGUGCUUCCAGAAGUGAACGAUCGUGAGACAGACGGGCACGCUGUGAUGUAGAGGCCGAGGUAAACGAGUGAAUUCCAGGGAAUAAUCAACGCAACAUCGGACCCGCGCGAUGGAUGUCGGACUGAAGUAAAUGCUGACGAGGUACCGAUGUGAGAGCGAUCCGCCCGGCUAAUGGAUAAAGAAGUGCACAGUGCAUGGUGCGGUGUAAACAACAAGUUCUCUCUGAUGGAGCUCUGACACACAAAACGCUCAAUGGAGGAUCGGGACCGCAGCCGCUCUCCGUCACGCAGGACCAGCAAAGUAGAGCAGGUAGUAGGGCGCUGGCUUCGUCGUUCCAGAGAGUCCACGAGCAGAGAGCGCGUGUUGGACGACGACGGGCGAGGACCCGAUGCCAGUCCUCAGGAACAGAGAAGCUGUCCAGUCCGAGUGACCGUUCAGAUCCCACUGGACCUCGACCUCGAGUCCCACGGCUUCACUGUGUCCACACACACUCCAGCGCAGGUGGAGGAGGUCGUCGCAGGGGGUCCUGCAGACGGCAAACUCUUCCCCGGUGACCAGCUUGUGAAAAUCAACAACGUCGCUGUCGAUGAUCUGUCUACAGAGCAAGCUGCCGACGUUAUCAAGGAGUGCCAGGACACCAUAACAAUGACAGUCCUGAGAAUAGCAGUGGGGCCGAAGUCGUCCUUCAUAACCCCAGAGAAGAGGGCUAAGCUAAAAUCCAACCCGGUUAAGGUGCGCUUCGCCGAGGAAGUGGUCGUUAACGGCCACUCGCAGGGUAACUCUCUGCUCUUCCUGCCCAACGUCCUGAAGGUCUAUUUAGAGAACGGACAAACCAAAGCCUUCAAAUUCGAGCCCAAGACCACCGUUAAGGACAUUGUGAUGACCCUGAAAGAGAAGCUAUCGAUAUCCCGCAUCGAGCACUUCUCUCUGGUGCUCGAGCAACAGUACAGCAUCGCCAAACUCUUUCUGCUGCACGAGGACGAGCCGAUUCAAGAAGUGGUCCAGAAGAGAGAGCCUCAUGACUACAGGUGUCUGUUUCGUGUCUGCUUCAUGCCCAAAUAUCCACAAGAGCUGCUGGAGGAGGACCCCGUAGCCUUCGAGUAUCUCUACUUACAGAGCGUGAGCGAUGUCCUUCAGGAGAGGUUUGCUGUGGAGAUGAAGUGUAACACAGCGAUCAGACUGGCAGCUCUACACAUACAGGAGAGACUCGCCAGCACCGGCCAGUCUCCUAAAACACCGCUAAAGACCGUCGUGAAGGACUGGGGUAUCGAAAGCUUUGUCUCCAGCACCCUGCUGAAGAACAUGAGAGAGAAGGACUUGAGAAAAGCCAUCAGUUUACACAUGAAGAAGAUCCUUUUACAGGAACACAAGCAUAAGGCGAUGACAGUAAACCAGGCCAGACUACACUACCUGAGCGAGAUGUCUGAACUCAAGUCUUACGGGGGAAAAUCCUUUAGCGCCACCCUGAUGCUGCAAGACAGGGAGUCUACGGUGAGCCUGUUGGUGGGGGCACAGUACGGGGUGAGUCAGGUGAUCAAUCACAAGCUGAGCAUCAUGACCACACUGACGGACUUCAGCAGCAUCACCAGGGUGGAGCUCGUAACGGAGUCGGAACGCGUCAGCCUGGUCAAGAUCUACAUGCAGGAUAUAAAGCCCAUAACCUUGCUGUUGGAGUCCGUGCCUGCUAAGGAUUUGUCGUGCCUGGUAGCUGGUUACUGCAAAGUAUUCAUAGAUCCUCAAAUCUGCGUGUUCCCCUGGACAGCCGAGUCAAAGGGCCACCGUAUAUCUGCAGAAGAAGGUUAUGUAUCAAGAUGCUGCAGUGACUCCGAAGACUCCGAAGUGGAUGCUCUGCUUGUUCAUGCUUGUUCAAGUCCUACCCAGGCUGACGCAAACAUCACUUCGGUCGCAGGACAGGAGGAAGAAAAGACCAACGCAGAAGAAGAGGAGGAUGCGGAAGACAAGAGUGAAAAAGAAAGCGUGGAGAACGGUGCUGGAGAAACAAAGAAAGUAAGACUAGAGGAUCAGGCUGAUUCCGUGCAUGCCGUUGAAGGAGAGGCAGUAGGACCCGAUGCGGAAAACCACACGUUGGAAACCGAGGAGGAGGAGCCACCAUGCGUCAUCAUUGUGGAGGACCCACCAUCAGAAGCAUCGGAUUCAUUUCAGACAGACUCGCGCUUCGUAACCAGCAUGUCCAGCGACUCCAUGGACGCUUUAGAGGAGGACGACUUUUUGACCUACUUCUCCACUAACAGCGUCAGCCAGCUGAGCGUUAGAGACCAUUACCUCCAUGUCGAUACUCGUACACCGUGUCCGAGUCAGCCGGAUUGCCAAGACGGCGAUUUCAACGAAGAACCAUGUUCCAUCGAUUUCCCCGACGACGAAUUCUUAUGUCUUGCCGCCCUGUCUAACAUCGCAGAAUGUCUACCCAGUCCCACCGAGGCCAGUGAGGACGAAUAUUCGGAACAGGGAGACGACGAUGAACAAGAAGCACCAGAGGACGUCUUCGAAAGCGCCGAGCCUGCUCGUGGAGAAGCUGUGUUCACGUUCAACCAGGGCGAUGUACGAUGUUACUACAACAUCUGCUCGAAUGUAACGCCCGAUAGCGGUCACGUCCAUGCAAGAACAGCUUCUGCUCACCACACUCGUGAAGAAAACAAAGCAGAGGCGGAGAGGGAGUCCGAGCCGGUGCCCAUCCUUCUGCCUCCCCCAGGUUUUGGGGACAGUAGCUCAGACGAUGAGUUCUUUGACGCCCAGGAGAAAUUCAUUCCUGAGGAACCUUUGUCAGCACCAAUGCCUAAAGGACGUUCUAGAGAUUCGAGCGUCACGAAGCGUACUCUGAGCCUAAGCCACAUCGGCACCGGUGCCGGCGAACGAAAGAAGCGAGAAGGAGAGAGUAAAAACAGAGAGAGAAAAGAUCAAGAAAAACUAAAGACGGAGACGAAAAACGAGGUUCCCAGGUUCCGCAAGAGAAGCAGAAAGCGCCGUUCCUUCAUGGAAACCGAGUACACGUCUUUAGUAUCGUUUCCUGAAAAAGAACGAACGAAAACGUACAACCGAAUCCCAAAUCAUUGGUUGGGACGUAGGCAUCUCAGUGAAAGCCACCUCGGUGGACCGUCAAAUCGAAGCUCCUGCCCCACGGUCUCAUCUCUAACAAAUGCUGAGGGCGAGCCAGCAGAAAUGGAAUCGAAACCCAUCACCCAGUCCAACCCGAGUCACCAUCUCCUGCACGGUAACAAAAUCAGCAAGGCAAGUCAGCGGAAACAGCAGGUUAUACUGAUGGAACCAGAUUCCAUGGAGUUUAAGUCUGUCACCGAAAUCAUGUCUACUGCCUCGCCUUCUAUUGUCGCAGUACGCACUUCUACAGAGCCUAAAGUAAAAUCCAACGUCACGAGCAGAGCUGAUGGACUUGAAGAAGAAAGUGCAGUUGAAAGGUUGCUUGACGGUCACUUGUUUUUUGGCACUCCUAGCAGUGACGAUGCUUUACCUGUGAAAAUAAACGACCAAGAAUCCCUGAUAGAAGGUCCAUUUCAGGAACCCUUGCUGAGGAAAAAGAGCUGUUCACUUCCACGAUUAGACCAAACACCUGCAUCUAGCUCGCUUUCUUUGAAAGUCCCAACCAUAUCCUUCACCCAGAACCCUGGCAUGGACAGACUUGAUGUAGACAGUCUGGAAAUGGGCACUCAGAAAUGUUCAGUAGGGCCAACAGAGAGAACAAGAAGAAGUCAGAGCAUGUCUGCAGUAUCUGAGAGCAGCGGUCUCUUUUGUUUAACGAGGCACCUCUGUCCUCAGACGGAACCUGUAGUCCGCACAGCAGAACCACAUUCUGGUGACACAGACAGUUCUGGCGACCCGUUCACCCAAGAACCAUCCUCCACUGUAUCCCCUGGGCCGCAGUGUUCUUCACGCAUCCUUGGUCGCCUCUCUACUUCAGCAAUGCGGGGAAAGACCCAGGACUUGCCCCUGUACAUGUCUCGUUCCCAGGAAGCGCUAACCAGUGACAGUAGUCUUGUAGAUGACGCCAAACAAGCAAGGAGAUUUUCUGAAAAUAUGACCACAACUCAGGUAAAGUCUGAAGAGCUCACGGAGGUGGUUGAAGAGUUUGGGGAAGUAGAUCGCAAUAAUUCUUACGUGGAAAGAGAACAGAAAAGUGAACCCGAAGAACUCUCUUGGACUCUGAAGUCACCUUCGGGCCUGAAAUCGGUUGACCCUGUCAAAAUCGGCCCUUCGUCUCUUGUGGUUACGACGCAGAAACCUAAUGGACCGUGGGGUGUGGUGACGUCACAAGAGAUCAGCAGAUUACAAGCAGGAAGCAGCCGUCGUGUGGGUGCACACUCACAACCUCUCACACAUUACGAAUCCAAUCCCACCAACACCCAGCCACAGGCUCUGCCUGGCCCAAAUCUACACGCAAAGCCCGACCUUACUUGCAGCUCAGUGCUUGCCUCAGUGUGUGAGACAGUAAUCGAGAGUGCUGAAACACCGAUGGAGGUUUGCGGCUGCCAAUCAGCAUACACCAAAUGCUUCAGCAGCGUCUUGGACAAUGGGAGUUUUGAUGACGAACUGACUGUCUAUGAGUUCUCCUGCAGGACACAGCAAAGCAUGCGUGACCGAGUAGUGGCGGUGACAUCUAUCCCUUCAUCCCUUUCUGGUUCCUCUUCCUCUUUUUCACCAUCCUCACCCCUUCCAGCUUUCUCUCGUGUGGUCCUGCCGCCGUCCUCGUCCGCAGAACUCGGCCCUCUUCUGUCGCCCCUGGACUGCUUCCUCUCUGAUCCUCAUGGAGACGCUAUCACCGCCUUACUGGCCCAACAUUACCCCUUACCACCGACAGGCUUCCUGGCUCUGCAGAGAGAUGUUGACACACUAUUAGCAGUCCUGGAUGGUGCCACGAAGGAACAAGAUUGCAUCCAAGAGCAUCCCAGAGACACUUGCGCAGACCACUUUUCUGAAAACAAGCGCAGGCUGCAUGUGGAGGCGCGAGGGUUUCUGGCUGGCUGUCAGCAGGUAGUGAAGGCCGGGCAGACCCCAGCGGAGACGCUGCAAGCUCUAGCGGACAGUUUUCACUCACUGGUGCAGCUGACGGCCGUGUGCCUGAGUUUCUCUAGCUGCCAGAGGUGCCAGGAGCGCCACUCUCAGACCUUGUCGGGACUUGCAGACGUUGCGCAGACCUAUCAGGAGUUUGCACGGGCGGCAGAGCGCUUGGGCAUGGCCGCGGAAAGGAGGACAUGCCAUGAACUCAGUAUUAAACUCCUGGCCCGCCAGUGUACCGCGCUAACAACCUCAGUCUUCUGCCUAACACAGCUAUUCCGUACCCUCACGGCCCUUUGACCUUCGAACGAUAACGUCUUGCAGACGUCUGACUCGGCCAAAUAUGAGCUACGUAAGGCAAUUAUGAUAUAAAUAUGUAAAAGCCUAACUAUAGCAACCUAACUAUUGUGUCCAAAGAUGCUGACCUUUUAUCGAUGAGCACACACACACACACACACACACACACAACACAAAAUCAGGGUGACACUGCUUACGAAUGGACUCACACACACACCGACAAUCACUUGAUUAAAAUCGGCAUGUGGUAUUGUUACUUCGUCAGUGUUUUUAGUUUGAUUGUAUGAAAUUAUUUUCUUAUUCCAGAUCUAUGUACUUUAGUAGGUUUCUUGAAUUCAUUAUUGGCAAUUUUGGUUUUUUGGGGUUUUUUUUUUUUUUGCACAGUGUAGCAGUUACGCACAAGAGCAGGACCUAACCUCGCCCUUUUCUUCUUUCCUCGUCCUCCUUUAUCUUUUUGUCUUUCUGUUUCACGCAUAUGCACGCUUGCCUCUAAAUCAAACUUUAUAAAAACUCACCAGAGCAGAACGAACAAAGGCUCAGUGUUUAGCAGACACUAACGGUGAUCUGUUAAUGACCAGGAACUAAAUGUUCUAUAUUUUGAGCAGGCAUACCAAAGGAUACGAAUAACUAAGUUGUACUUGUUGUUGUUUUUUUUUAGGUUUUUUUUGUAGAUGGAAUACGACCCGUUUUCAUUAUUUGAGUUUCCAUAAGCUGUAUUAUAACCAUUUUAUUUAUUUAUUUUUUUACUAUAGGCAUUAUUCAUUAAACUUUAUUUAUACGGGUAGAUCGUUUCACAAAGUCCGAUCAGAUCCACAGAGAUGAGUUCUUGCUUGGUGUUUGGCGUCUAGCAUCUGAAAUUUAUUUGCGCUUAAUUUUAGUCACUUUAGUACUGUAAAGGAAACUCUCUUCUAAAGACCCGAAUCCCAAUUUUGGAACGACUUAUAACGGGAGCAGGCGAUUUAGCUUUAACGGUCACCGAAAUACCAGAUCAGGAUUGUGAUAAUACUUUUUCAUUCAGGUGUGUGGACUAACCUGGAAGCUGCUGUGCACUGUCCUUUAUUAGGCAUGCUUCAUACCAUACACAUACUGUACUUUACCAUUUACUGUACAACACGGACUGGAUGAAUGCAUGCAGAAGCCAAAGCACGACCUGAUCCAGAGAGCGUCCGUGGCUCAGUCGCCGACCAGUCAAAUGAGGGAACGGACGAACGUAUGACUGUCUACAUGAUGAAAUGCAAUCUCUUGCUUUGUAAUGCAGUAUUCGCUAUUAAAAAAGAGACUCGAAACGACUCGUGUUUAAGUGUCUCGCGUCUAGCAGUGUUUCGUUUCGUUUCGUCGUUACGUUAUGUGAUCUCAUACAGCAGUCCCUCCAGGAUUUCACGAUUUUUGCCAUGGCAGAAACGAACGGCCAAAACUCAGAGCGAUAUUCGGUGGAGCUUUCAAUUUUUCAAAAUGACAGCAGAUGUUACUGACAAACAUCACUGCGAAAGCCCGAUUUCGUGCAAUUGCAAUUUCACCAAUUGAAGUAAUUUUCCACACACGCACACAUAAAAAAAACAAAAAAACAACAACUCCAC